AUGUUACUCCACGACAGUUUCAAGUGGACAGCAAGCGCCGAGACAGCGUACGCAGAAAUCAAAAGUGCAUUGAUUUCACCACAGGUGCUAAUGCAGUACGAUCCGGAGCUUCCAUUACUGCUAGCAACGGAUGCCAGUAGUACAGGACUGGGGGCGGUGUUGUCGCAUCGUCUGAGUGAUGGAGUGGAAAGACCGAUAGCUUAUGCCAGUCGAACGUUAAGCACGACAGAGCAGCGCUACCCACAAAUGGAUAGGGAGGCCCUUGCGAUAGUUUGGGCUGUGCAGAAAUUUGUCAUGUACCUGUAUGCACAUCACUGGACAUUAAUAACUGACCACAAGCCGCUGUCACAGAUACUACAUCCAGAAAAAUCGCUUCCGACGCUUUGCAUUAGCCGUAUGGCCAACUACGCCGAUUUUCUGGGAAACUUCGAUUUCGACGUUGUUUUCAAACGAACGAAGGAAAAUGUCAAUGCAGACUACUGUUCCCGUGUUGUUCCAGGGUUUGGAGUAAACCUAUUGAGAGAGGUGACUAUCGGACGAGACGAACAGUUCGAUGCAUUCGAUUGUUUUAUGUUGCAUCAAAUCCAACAGCUACCAAUCCAUGCUCAACGAAUCGCCCAGGAAAAACGGCGAGAUGACGUCUUGGGCAAGAUUCUUCGCGCUCUCGAGGAGGGCCAAUCUUUGGAACGUGUAGGCUUCAAGUCCCCCGAAAUCAACUACAAAACUGCAGCUGGAUGUCUAGUAUAUGAACACAGGGUGGUAGUACCGCGCUCUUUGCAGGAAGCUGUACUGAAGGAUUUACACGUCGGACAUCUAGGAAUAGUGAAGAUGAAGGGGCUGGCGCGAUCGUUUAUUUAUUGGCCCGGAAUCGAUGCGGACAUCGAGUGCGCUGCAAAGGAGUGUCAUGAAUGUGCCAAAAAUGCCAACGAUCCUCCAAAGUUUCGCGAUCACGUGUGGGAGUACCCGAAGGCGCCGUGGGAGCGCAUUCAUAUAGAUUAUGCUGGGCCGUAUCUUGGAGUGAUGUUACUCAUAAUCACGGACGCGUAUAGUAAGUGGAUCGAGGUGAAGGUUACCAUCAGCAUGACCGCUAGUGCUACAAUUGCUCUCCUAGAUGAACUUUUUGCAGCGUAUGGAAUAUCUACAACUAUUGUUUCAGAUAAUGGAACUAAUUUUACAUCUACUGAGUUCAAGACUUAUCUUCGGAUGGUAGGCGUAAGGUAUCACAAGUUAACUGCUCCGUACCACCCAUCAACCAAUGGACAGGCCGAGCGUUGUGUCCAGACAGUGAAGAAUGCUUUGAAAGCAAUGGAUACAACGAGAAGCAACAUUCAACUCAAUUUGAACGAGUUUCUUCGACAAUACAGAAGAGCACCUCAUUCUACUACUGGUCAACCGCCAUGUCAACUGUUUCUCGGUAGGAACAUUCAAACACGCCUGAAUCUACUGCUGCCAGCGGAUCUCACUACAAGAAUCUGCCAACAACAGAAAAAUAAGUUGGAUUCAUCGUUUCGUGAGUUUGGCGUCUCCCAGCCAGUUUAUUUUCGGUCUUUCAACCCACUGAUGGAUAAAUGGGUCUCCGGUGUAAUUUCGGCUCGCUUAGGAGACUUGCACUAUCAGGUUGACUAUAAUGGCAAAAAGUGUAAACAGCAUAUCGAUCAGCUCCAGAAUCGCGUACCUGGUUUGCCGAGAAAUGGCUGUGGUAUGAGUGACAAACCAGAUCCAUAUUCUUCACGAUUUGCGUUGGAAUCAACACCAAUCGACGGUUCCACUACAGCCGGUCUUCAGGAACAGCCAUCAUCACCCCAGGUAUCAACAAACAGUGGUGGUGAGCAGUUCACCACCCCGAGCAUCACCCGCGAUGCUAGCGGAGUGGUAACACCUCCAGCAGCUCCACGAAGGUCGACAAGAGCCAGGAAGCCACGAAUCAUAUUCUCGCCAGAUGGCCGUUAA
This is a messenger RNA of Ochlerotatus camptorhynchus, 1950 nucleotides long. RefSeq lists its product as uncharacterized. Gene Ontology annotation, biological process: DNA integration. The transcript has a single exon. Lineage: Eukaryota; Metazoa; Arthropoda; Insecta; Diptera; Culicidae. The record is from RefSeq and is a predicted model, not a curated record. The coding region runs from base 1 to 1950 and encodes 649 amino acids. Gene Ontology annotation, molecular function: nucleic acid binding.